AUGACAAUCGCAGAUCUUGUUCGAGAAGCCCCUUUUGGGCAGCUUGUUCGCUUCCUCACAAAGGACAAGUACUUUCAAUAUCCUGAGGAGAAGCCUGGAUUCCAACUCCCCGAGUGCUGGGUCGAUCUCAUGAACAACCCAGAUCUACCACUUCCCUCCCCUAACCAAGAGCGCUCGUUGUCCGCGGACGACACUGAGCACAAGCGUCGGCCUGAUAUCGAGAACCCGAGCCCAAGCAACAAUAAUGAGAAGACCGAGUCGUCAGAAGGGGGGGAUGAACCUACGCCCCUGGAACAAAGGACGAGCCGCCUUAGUCUACGCCGCACCGCAACGAGCGUCUCUUCGCGGCAGUUUACCAGCGAGCGUCUCCGGGAGGAAGAGAUACAGGCGCUGGAGAGGACAGAGACGAUCCCCAUCGUGCCAAAACGAACCCGCGACGGCGCCAUCCUGGUGGACUGGUACUAUAGCGACGACGUCGCCAACCCGCACAACUGGAGCAAUCGCAAGCGUGCGGCUGUGACGACCAUCAUCUGUCUCUACACGUUUGUCGUGUACACGUCAUCGGCCAUCUACACCUCCUCCGAGCCCGAGAUCCAGCGCGUCUUUGGCGUGAGCAAAGUCAAGGCGGCUCUCGGCCUGUCUCUGUACGUUCUGGGAUACGGCGUAGGUCCGCUCAUCUUCUCGCCCCUGAGCGAGAUUCCCAUCAUAGGACGCAACCCAAUCUACAUGUCGACCAUGUGGCUGUUUGUCAUCCUGACCAUCCCCACGGCGUUUGCGCAGAACUACGCUGGCCUCAUGGUGCUGCGUUUCCUGACGGGCUUCUUUGGCUCGCCUUGUCUGGCCUCGGGCGGUGCCAGCAUGGGCGACAUGUACAGCCUCAUCUCCCUCCCCUAUGCGCUCAUGGCUUGGGUCGCGGCAGCCUACUGUGGACCCGCCCUCGGUCCUCUGCUCUCUGGCUUCGCCGUCCCCGCCAAGUCCUGGCGCUGGUCCCUCUUCGAGUCCAUCUGGGCCGCCGCCCCCAUCGCCAUCGUCAUGUUCUUCUUCCUCCCCGAGACGAGCACGCCCAACCUCCUGCUCCGUCGCGCGAAGCGUCUCCGCAAGCUCACGGGGAACCAGCGCUUCAUGUCGCAGAGCGAGAUUGACCAGCGCAACAUGCGCUUCCGGCACGUCCUCGUCGACGCCAUCAUCAAGCCCAUGGAGAUCACCAUCAAGGAUCCCGCCGUCCUCUUCGUCCAGGUCUACACCGCCAUCAUCUACGGCAUCUACUACUCCUUCUUCGAGGUCUUCCCCCUCGUCUACCCCGUCUACUACGGCAUGAACCUCGGCGAGAUUGGCCUCGUCUUCCUCUGCAUCCUCGUCUCGUGCGCCCUCGGCAUCGCCAUCUACGGCGGCUACCUGUACUUUCACCAGAACCCCCAGAUCGUCCGCUACGGCAUGCCCGCCCAGGAGGCCCGUCUCAUCCCGGCGCUGCCCGCCUCGUUCGGUCCCACCAUCGGCCUGUUCCUGUUCGCCUGGACCUCCCGCGCCAGCAUCCACUGGAUCGUCCCCACGAUUGGCAUCACCAUCUACGGUGCCACCGUCUUCAUCGUCAUGCAGUGCAUAUUCGUCUACAUCCCCCUCAGCUACCCGCAGUACGCAGCCAGUCUUUUCGCAGGCAACGACUUCUUCCGGAGCGCCCUCGCCGCCGGCAGCAUUCUGUUCGCGGAGCCCCUUUUCCACAACCUCGGCGUGGCCAAAGGCACCAGUCUGCUGGGUGGGCUGAGUGUGAUUGGUAUCAUCGGUAUCUGGCUGCUGUACUACUAUGGCGCUACCCUCCGCUCCAGGAGCAAGUUUGCCAUUUCGUCGACGGAGACCUUUUAG
Messenger RNA from Emericellopsis atlantica, 1860 nucleotides. RefSeq names its product major facilitator superfamily domain-containing protein. Gene Ontology annotation, biological process: xenobiotic detoxification by transmembrane export across the plasma membrane. The transcript has 3 exons. Gene Ontology annotation, molecular function: fluconazole transmembrane transporter activity. The record is from RefSeq and is a predicted model, not a curated record. Lineage: Eukaryota; Fungi; Ascomycota; Sordariomycetes; Hypocreales; Bionectriaceae. Bases 1 to 1860 code for a protein of 619 amino acids.